Messenger RNA from Suillus plorans, 714 nucleotides. RefSeq lists its product as uncharacterized. Bases 1 to 714 code for a protein of 237 amino acids. Lineage: Eukaryota; Fungi; Basidiomycota; Agaricomycetes; Boletales; Suillaceae. The record is from RefSeq and is a predicted model, not a curated record. The transcript has 3 exons.
AUGCCUGCAACUCCUGCAUCCACUUCUGGCACUCUGAAUGCCGGAAGCCAUUACCGACCCCUGAAGCUGAGCCUUGGAACUAUUUCCUGCACAUUGGCAAUGGCUGGAUCGCGGGUCCGUGCAUGCAUCUCUCAAUAUCAGACGGAAGCUGCCAACAAUGGUCUAUCUUCUGACCGGAUAAAGUAUUUUAAAGCUGGGCUGCAAUGGGAGAUGAAUACUUUUGUCACACCACUCCUGCAGUACUCAGCUUCACAGAAUAUCGUGUCGGUUCUUCCGGUCCCUGUCGCUUAUAUCCUUAAGUUGUAUCCCAUGCUAACCUGGAACACGGUUCCGGACGACGUCUUUUCAUUCCACCUCCUUUCAUUUGAUGAUGAGGCAAUUGCAGGACAUCCGUCCCGGAUUGUGUUUGCAUAUACAUGUCCAUGGUGGAUGGGAAACACCACAAUCCCGGAUCAACCAUGGCAGUGGGAUGAAAUAAUGGCUUCCUGCGUCUCUCACUACCAGUAUUGGGCGCUUAAUGUUGAGGAUGAUGCUUUGGUUCUUCCAGAGAAGUUGAGAAACACUUCGACUCCACCACUUAUGGGACUGAGGUGGAUUAAAGAACGCAUGGAAGCAUUGAUGGAGGAGCAAGAUGAGGGCAUCAAAGCCAAGAUGGCAGAGGUGAAGAUGUACACUGACAUGUUAGAGAAAUUGAGGAAAGGCAAAGGAGUGUAG